AAAUCAAAUCAACUUGACUGUAAAAUAAAUACUUAUCAGCAAUAUUUUAGCAGUUAUUUUUCAAAGAAAAACAAUCGACCUAAUUUUAUCAAUUUGUUCUGUUUUCGUAACAAUGUUGCUUUUGAUAUGUUGGCCGUAUGUGUAACUUGGACCUCUCUAAACUGCGUAAAGUCAUUUGAUCACGUUCUAAAGCUACUCCAAAAUAGCUUCAAUUAAAUUUAAACUGCCACCUAAAUCUUUUUUUUUUUUUAAAUUUGUUUCUUUUUCAAUAUAAAGAUAUAUUUUAUAACUAUAUUUUAACUCUAAGUCCUUCUAAUGUUUAGGAAAUGUAACUGCUUGUGUGUCCCAAUUUGAAUCAGAAGCUUAAACUGUGAUAUUUUAAACGUAUCCUACAAGUGUGACAGUUUAUUUGACAGUGACGUCAGUGACACUUGAUAGUACCCAGUUGCCGAGUGUUUGGAAUUAUUGCUCUUGUUAUUGCUAGGUAUCUUUAUAAAAAUUCUGUUUUUCUAUUGCCGAUGCGGAUAUUUUGUUCAUUAAUGUGUUGCAUAGAAUUUGCAUUUGAUCACAAUGGCCCUUAACACUAAAAUUUUAAAGAUGAAAACGAUAUUUUUAGCACCUCUACUCGGCUAUAAUUUAAGAAGAUACUAUCAUGGUAUUCCAUUUUACGACUUUUAUCAAUACACUACUGGUGAAUCAUUGUCACAGUACAUGAUAAACAAACUGAGGAAAAAAAAUCCUAUGUUAGAUACUCUGAGUCGAGAGCAACUGCAUUGUUCACUCCAAAUACUUAAAAAGUUUGGUGUAGAGCCACUAGACGCCUGUUCCAACCCACAUGUGUUCUGUAUGAAUCCAAUAUCAUUAGACAACUAUGGUGAAAUACUGAAAGAAUGUAGAUUUGCCUAUAUUGCACCUAAACAUUUAAUAAGGUAUCACACACUUGUCCGAUCCCGAACAAUAGCACACCACAAAAAGGAGGGACUAAUUAGAGAUGACAUUAAAUUGGAGGAAGUUUUACUAAACUGUUUCCAAGAGUGGCCAUCUAGUCAAAAGAAAACACAUGGUUUUGAUGAUUCUACUACAUCUAUUUUAUCUGUUAGAUUGAGUGUCUUGGAAAGCUAUCUUACCUGGAAACUGGCUGUCACACCUGAGGAGUUCAAGGAAUAUUGCAGAAACUAUUUGCCUUUAAAACACAAGCCAAUGAGUGACAUACAAGAAGCAUUGCACAUAGCAGAGAAACAAAUCAAUUUCGACCUCCAAACAAUAAGAAGAAAUGGUUUUGUCAUAUCAGCAGAUCCUAUAAACACAAAACUGAUUUUAGAAAAUGUUGUAUCUUUGGCUGGUCUAGACAUCAGAGAAGCAAUCCGCAUAGAACCUGCCAUUCUGAAGAAUAAUUACAAUGCUCUGUUAGAAAUAAGAGAAAUUCUGGAAGAGUAUAGAAUAGGACAAGAGGCCCAACAAAGAUGUUUGAAGGUGUUCUGUAUGCGCCCAGCCACAGUGCGCGAGAGGCUGGACGAGUUACAAAACCAAAAGGAAUACAAUAUAUUAUCAACCCACCCAAGAGUGCUGUCGAUGGUGAUACACAAGCAUAAAAUGAUGAGCCGACUAAGUAAAAUACAGGCAGCCAAGAAACAGUGUUUUAGUCUCAAUCAUCUGGUUUCCUCUAGCAAAGUAUUCAACGAGUACAUAAGCAGCUUUGGAAACAAAGUAUGCGGCCGGGACAUCGCAGUACUGAUAGUAUCCUCACUAACUGGUGGCAGCGGAAUGCCCCAAGUAUCGACAGAUCCGUUGAAGUUUGUUUUAAGUCAAUUACGAAGACACAAGUUUUGGCUACAUGCUGCGUUAAAUAUUGUAGAUGAAAAUAUUAAAUUUCUGCAACAAAGAUUCCAAAACAAAUUCAUCAUUAAUAAUUGUCAGUUGUUAUUAUAUCCUGUAUUGGAUAUAGAACAAUACGUUGAACUGCUGCUGGCCUUGCGCAGCGGCGCCCCGGCCAUGGGCGCCGUAAAACUAGACGGGUUCUACAACAACCUGAAUUGCCAAGAGUUCACUGACGACCAAAUUCUCAGCCUCACACUCUACGAGAUAGAGAAAAAGUACCACUUUAGUGGAGAUGGCAUCUGGGCUCGCCCAGACGGUGUUAAGAUGGAGGGCGCAUCCGCCAGCUGACCUUUGCCUGUACGACAUCCGCACGACUACGACAUGCAGAUUCGACAGUGAAGUGAAGAAUAAUACUACUUCUUCGGGCCAGGCAACAUAUGUACUGUACUUCACAUGGAUCCAAAGAAAAGACAAAAACACUCAUGUACCACGUGUAUGCCUGCUUCAUCAAAACGAGACGCCGGGCAGCGCCUGAACAUUUUGAGAAAUAUGUCAUCUUUCGUAUCACGCUCAAUAUAAUACGCCAUGGUUUGAAAAGCCAUCUUACUAAUAUACUCAUAUACUAUAAGUAAAUUAAAUGUUAUAAAUUGGCCGCUAACUAUCGCCAGCUCUAAUAAUGGUGGUCAUACACAGCCAGAGUGACGUAAACAGAGAAACAAUCACAUGCGGAUCCACAGUUCGGUAUGCCGUCACAGGCGUUGGUGCUGUCGAUGCAGAGGCGGGUGCCCUCCACCUGGCACUCCACCAGGUUCUCCGGACACUGUGGCUCCAGUAGCGCCAGCGGCCGCGCCGUCGUCAGCGCCACCAUAACGUGUGCCAUCUAAACAUUGUAUAUACGGUAUUACAAAGUACCUAUCAUAUUUUUUUAUACACAAGCCAUUUUUGCUCGCUUACGCUUAAUAUGGCAUUGGGUCACAAGCGUUACAUUAUGUUACCAAAAGUGUUAAGGUGACAUGACAAUUGCAGCUGCAUUAAAGUUCCGGCAUCACUGCUGUGGCCAAGACGUGCAACGCGCGCGCUUCACUGUCAAUUUCCUUAAUAAAAUGAGUGAGUUUCGCAGCCACAUUACAGGCGCGAUUAUAUACCACGUUCAUUCCGUCACUCACUUUUUCAAGGAAAUUGACAGUGACAGUGUCCGCGUCAAGGCCCUUGUAAUGUCGCACCAGUAAUGUAGCUGCAAUUGCCAUCCGAAUGUAACCUUAAAAGUGUUAUGGACUGAAAUUAUGAAUUGGGUGCGAAUUGAUUUGGCUCUCUGAAUGCAUGCUUUACACGGCUUCAGAAUGCUGCAAGUAAUAAAACUUAUAAAUUAA
Molecule: messenger RNA, 3188 nt
Organism: Cydia pomonella (codling moth)
Lineage: Eukaryota; Metazoa; Arthropoda; Insecta; Lepidoptera; Tortricidae
Product: transcription termination factor 5, mitochondrial-like
Exons: 9
Coding region: 571-2166 (531 amino acids)
Source: RefSeq, a predicted model, not a curated record